GCUCAGUAGGAAUGGACAGAGUCCUAGAUUUUCUCAGACAAAUGAGCCCAGAGGCUGAAGAGCAUGACCUCGAAGAGCUGAAUAAGACCCUUGACCCUGAAGAGAGAGACUCCAGUGUGGACCUGGAGGCAUUCCAGACAGUUGUCAAAGAGUGGAUGCCUCGCUACCAGAGCACAUGGUGGCUGUGGAAGAACUCCCAAUAUGUGCUGGUCUUUUACUUUGCCAUCCAGGAGAUCAAUAGGGAUGAACACUUGCUCCCAAACAAGUCCUUGGGUUUCCAGUUGUACAAUGCCUUGGCCAGUCACAGCUUCAUACUGUUGAAUGCCCUGCACUGGCUGACAGGGGACCAUAGCUUGACUCCCAACUACAUUUGCCAGACACGGAGUAAGUCAGUUGUUGUCCUUGCUGGAACAAGCUCAGUGUUUUCUGCUGAAAUGGGGACCAUUUUGGAGCUCUACAAAAUCCCACAGCUCACUUAUGGUCCUUUUGAUCCCAUGCUGAAUGAUAAGAAGCAGUUCCCCUCACUCUAUCAGAUGGCCACCAGUGACAGCUCUCUGGCCCGUGCCAUGAUCUCCCUGCUGCUGCAUUUUGGCUGGACAUGGGUGGGACUCUUGGUGUCUGAUGACAUGAAAGGAGAGCAGUUCCAUCAGGACAUCCAAGCUGAGAUGGUCAAGAGAGGAGUCUGCUUGGCCUUUGCCUUCAAGCUCCCUGAGACAAAGACAAUUGUUUCCCUUGAAAAUAUCCCAGGACACAUCGACAUGCUGUCCGUGUCUGACUCCAGCUAUUUUGUGUACAAUGCUGUGUAUGCAGUGGCCCACGCCCUGCAUCGUGUGUUUCUGGAGAAAGAAGAAAUGGUUUUCCCAGAAGACACAGCUCAAGCUCUGAUUCUUCCCUGGCAGCUACAUCCACUUCUGAGGACAACACAGUUCACCAACAAUGCUGGGGAUCAUGUGUCCCUCCACAAAGCAACACCUCAUCAGGAACACUACGAUAUUCAGAACAUUGUCAACUUUCCUGCAGGCCUCCAAGUGAUGGAUAACAUUGGAAGGUUUGGAUAUGACCAAGGCCUAGUCAUCAGGGAAGACAUGAUAGAAUGGCCUGUUGCAUUGAAGGAGACUCCAACAUCUGUGUGUAGCCAGAGAUGUGUGCCAGGAUUCAGGAAAAUGCCAGAGGAAGGAUUGGCUGUCUGCUGCUACACUUGUGUUUUCUGUGCAGAGGGUGAAAUUUCCAAUCAGACAGAUGCAGAGCAGUGCAUCCAGUGCCCAGAGCUGGAGUACACAAACAAGGAGAGAACUCACUGCCUCCCCAAGCUGGUGACUUUCCUGGCCUUUGAGGAUUCCCUGGGGAUGGCUCUGGCCUGCAUGGCUCUGACCCUCACUCUCCUCACUGUUAUGGUGUUGGGGGUCUUUGUGAAGCACCAAGACACACCCAUCGUCAAGGCCAAUAACCGCAACCUCAGCUACAUCCUGCUCAUCUCACUCCUCCUCUGCUUCCUCUGCUCCUUCCUCUUCAUUGGCCGUCCCAACACAGCCACCUGCCUCCUAAGACAAAUCACAUUUGCCCUGGUGUUCACAGUGGCUGUUUCUGCCGUGCUGGCCAAAACCAUCACUGUGGUUCUGGCCUUCAAGGCCAUGAAGCCUGGAAGGACCAUGAGGCGAUUGCUGGUGUCAGGAGCCCCAAACGCUGUCAUUCCCAUCUGCUUCCUCAUCCAACUGACUCUCUGUGCCAUCUGGCUGGCAACAUCUCCUCCCUUUGUGGACACAGAUGCAUACUCUGAGCAUGGACACAUCAUCCUCUUGUGCAACGAGGGCUCCAUCACUGCCUUCUACUGUGUGCUGGGCUUCCUGGGCUCAUUGGCCCUGGGCACCUUCACUGUGGCUUUCCUUGCCAGGAAGCUGCCUGACACGUUCAAUGAAGCCAAGUUCCUGACGUUCAGCAUGCUGGUGUUCUGCAGUGUGUGGGUGACCUUCCUGCCUGUGUACCAGAGCACCAAGGGGAAGGUGAUGGUGGCCGUGGAGGUCUUCUCCAUCUUGGCCUCUGGUGCUGGGCUCCUGGGCUGCAUCUUUGCCCCCAAAUGCUACAUUAUUCUCAUAAAGCCCGAGAGGAAUUUGUCGAAAAGCUUCAAGAAAACAACAGGUUCCAAGGGAGUUUGUCAGUUUUCUUAG
Molecule: messenger RNA, 2165 nt
Organism: Ochotona curzoniae (black-lipped pika)
Lineage: Eukaryota; Metazoa; Chordata; Mammalia; Lagomorpha; Ochotonidae
Product: vomeronasal type-2 receptor 26-like
Exons: 7
Biological process (GO): G protein-coupled receptor signaling pathway
Cellular component (GO): membrane
Molecular function (GO): G protein-coupled receptor activity
Source: RefSeq, a predicted model, not a curated record